Molecule: messenger RNA, 706 nt
Organism: Apis mellifera (honey bee)
Lineage: Eukaryota; Metazoa; Arthropoda; Insecta; Hymenoptera; Apidae
Exons: 4
Coding region: 133-690 (185 amino acids)
Biological process (GO): tRNA splicing, via endonucleolytic cleavage and ligation
Molecular function (GO): nucleic acid binding
Source: RefSeq, a predicted model, not a curated record
GAAAAAAUUAUUUGAAUCUGAAAUAUUCAAAUCGUAAAUUUAAAUUGCUUUCUAAUUAUAUUAAUUUAGAUAUUUCAUAUUUUUUUUAUAUAAAAAGAAAGUUAUUUUUUCAACAAAAAUUUUUUGUUAAUCAUGUAUGAUAUAUGUCAUCCUAGUUAUUAUCACAUUGGAAAAUUAGGUUGUACUGAUCCUGUAAAAAUAAGCACAACAUUUUAUGUUUACAUCGAGCUAUGUGAAGCAAAAAGAUAUUGGGAAGUGAAUUACAAAUAUAAUGAAAAUUUAGAUUUAUUAUAUUUAGAAGUAAAAAAAAAUAAAACUUCUCAAACAGAAAUAUAUAUACCUUGGCCUACAUCGUGUAAUAUCUCUCUUAAAACAAUAGAGAAGAUACAAGAAGGUUUAAAUGUUGAACAGAUAACUCUUGUUUUUAAACUUGAAGACAGUACAAGCAUUAUUUAUAAAGCUACUAAAGGUCUUGUGAAACCCAUUGAUCCAGAAACAAGUAAAUUGAUGAAAGAAAAAGAAGAAAAAAAGUUAAAUUUAGAAAAAGAAAUAAGAAAAAAUACUUCAUAUUUAUAUGAAUUAGCCAAAUCCUUAGAUAAAAAGGAUACUAACAAAGAUAGUGAUGUAAGCCAUAAUAAUAAAGUAAUGGAUUCUGAUGUAAGUCAUAAUGAUAAAAUAACAGAUAAAUAAAAUUAAUUUUAUUUUA